AUGAGUUUCAAGGCUUGUGUUCCUCUUGUUAGUCACAAGGAUUUGGAACCAUACAUUCAGCGGAUUGUGGAUGGUGAUGCUUCCCCAAUUCUUACCGGAAAACAAAUAACGUGUAUCUCAUUAAGUUCUGGUACUACUCAGGGAAUGCCCAAGUUUGUCCCUUUUAAUGAUGAAUUGACGGAAUCCACAAUGCAGAUAUUUAAGACAUCUUUUGCGUUUAGAAACAGAGAAUUUCCAAUUGGCAAUGGCAAAGCCUUGAAUUUUAUCUACAGUAGCAAGCAGUUUAAAACAAAGGGGGGUCUGGCAGCAGGAACUGCUACUACAAAUGUGUAUCGUAGUUCAGAGUACAAGAAAACAAUGAAGGCAAUGCAAACCCCAUGUUGUAGUCCCGAUGAAGUGAUAUUUGGCCCCGAUUUUCACCAAUCCUUAUACUGCCAUCUUCUUUGUGGACUUAUUUAUUGGGAUGAAGUUGAAGUUAUUUCCUCUGCUUUUGCGCACAGCAUCAUCCAGGCCUUCCGAACCUUUGAACUAGUUUGGGAAGAACUAUGUACUGAUAUCCAUGAUGGGGUCCUAGCCAGCCAAGUUACUGUGCCAUCCGUCCGGACAGCUAUGUCGAAGCUGCUAAAGCCAAACCCUGAAUUGGCGAGUAUGAUCCAUAAAAAGUGCAUGGGAUUAAGUAAUUGGUAUGGUUUAAUACCAGCUUUAUUUCCCAAUGUGAAGUAUAUAUAUGGAAUCAUGACUGGAUCAAUGGAACCCUAUUUGAAAAAAUUAGGCCAUUAUGCUGGGAAGAUACCCUUGCUGAGUGCAGAUUAUGGGUCUUCUGAAGGGUGGAUUGGAGCUAAUGUCAACCCAAAUUUGCCUCCUGAGUUAGCCACUUUUGCAGUGCUUCCUAAUAUUGGUUAUUUUGAAUUUAUUCCUCUGAGGGAUAAUGGUCAGGGUCCGAAACUAAAUAAAGAUGAGUCCCUCUUUCUCUCAGUGGAGCCUGAUCCAGUUGGUCUGACUGAAGUCAAGGUUGGCGUAGAGUAUGAGAUAUUGGUCACCAAUUUUGCAGGUUUAUAUCGUUAUAGGUUGGGAGAUGUGGUUAAGGUAAUGGGCUUCCACAACUCGACCCCAGAACUCCAUUUCGUUUGCAGGAGAAAUCUUCUACUCAACAUUAACAUUGACAAGAACACAGAGAGAGAUUUACAGUUGGCUGUGGAAGCAGCAGCCAAGCUUUUAGCUGAAGAAAAGCUAGAAGUGGUCGAUUUCACGAGCUGGGUCGACAUGUCCACAGAACCUGGCCACUAUGUCAUCUUCUGGGAGGUGAGUGGUGAAGCAAGUGAGGAAGUUUUGAAGCAAUGCUGCAAUUGUUUGGACGGAUCAUUUGUUGAUGUAGGGUAUGUGAGCUCUCGCAAGGUCACAACCAUUGGGGCACUGGAGCUCCGAGUCGUGAAGAGAGGUACCUUCCAUAAGAUUAUAGAUCAUUAUGUAGGAUUAGGGGGUGCUGUUAGCCAGUUCAAAACGCCUCGAUGUGUCGGGGCCAGUAAUAGUAGAGUCUUGCAGAUACUUUGUAACAAUGUUGCCAAGAGCUACUUUAGUACUGCUUUUGGUUGAAUUUGAGACAAAUACCCUUUGUUUGGUGAUUUCAAACUCUUAUUCAGUCUGUCUAGGUCUGUUUUGAUAAAUUCAUUAGGAAUAAAAUAAAUACUUCAACUUCGUACUA
Molecule: messenger RNA, 1702 nt
Organism: Ilex paraguariensis (yerba mate)
Lineage: Eukaryota; Viridiplantae; Streptophyta; Magnoliopsida; Aquifoliales; Aquifoliaceae
Source: the annotation of a GenBank genome assembly